Molecule: messenger RNA, 1764 nt
Organism: Musca domestica (house fly)
Lineage: Eukaryota; Metazoa; Arthropoda; Insecta; Diptera; Muscidae
Gene: Xbp1
Product: X-box-binding protein 1
Exons: 2
Coding region: 513-1556 (347 amino acids)
Cellular component (GO): nucleus
Molecular function (GO): DNA-binding transcription factor activity, RNA polymerase II-specific; RNA polymerase II transcription regulatory region sequence-specific DNA binding
Source: RefSeq, a predicted model, not a curated record
AUAACAUCGGUCAUCGAAUGUUGGAGAAACGAAGUCCAAUUCGUAUUGGGCCACGCAAUUAUUUUCAUUUCAUUAUUUUCAAUUGAAGAAUACAUGUCGCGAAUAUAGCUAGCAAAGAAAAGUGCGGAAACAAGGCAACAACAACAACACACAGUGACUUACAAAACAAGACAUGAAGAAAAUAAAAAAACAAAUUGUAUUUCCCAACAAUACGCAGCAAUUGAAGUAACCACCAACCUCUGAUGGAUACAAAAGGCCAUCUGAGAAGUAACCCAUUAGAUGUUUCCAAACAAUCAACAUAAUAACAACACGUCAGAUCAGAUAACAAAAGAAAAAAAUAGUUGAAAGACAAAAUACGGAAGUCUUUCUUUAAAUCAACAACAGAUUUUAUUUUGGAUUUACAAAUCAACUCAACACAGCAACAACGUCACGUUAAAUUAUGAUUUUUUAAAGUGAAUUCGAGAAGGAAAUUGAACCAGAACAUAGGGGAAAAAGCUUUGAAGUAAUUAAUCAUGGCAGCACCUACAGUUUUUAUAACAGUUCCAAAAUAUGUGGCUAUAACGCCAGCCAAUGCACCCAACGGAGCCACCAUUGUGGCUCCCAUGGUUACAACAACAACCACAACCAAUACUACUACUACUACUACAUUACUACCUAAAAUUAAACCUGCUCCCCCACAAAACCCAACAGCUGUGCAAAUUUCCACAACGGCUUCAUCGGACAAUGAUUGCAGUGAUUCGAAUAGUAGCAGCACCACUUGUCCUCCACGAGGAAAAAAGAGGCGUUUGGAUCACUUGACAUGGGAGGAGAAAAUUCAGCGGAAAAAACUAAAAAAUCGCGUUGCGGCCCAAACAUCACGCGAUCGCAAAAAGGCCCGCAUGGAGGAGAUGGAAUGUGAAAUCAAAGAACUAACGGCACGUACCCAAAUUCUCGUCAACAAAUGUGAAAGUCUACAGGUCAUCAAUGAUUCCCUGUUGGAGAAGAAUCAAAAACUUGACAUGGAAGUAGAGACGCUCAGACAACAAUUGCAGGAGCUACAAAACAAACAACAACAGCAACAACACAGUACCGCCGCCAGCGCAACCCUGGUUAGCCGCUGUGCCGGCUGUGAGUCCUUAUUAAACGGAUCAGCAGUAUCCAAAAAUACUGACCCUCUGCAGCAGGGCUCAAACCCCAAGGACUUUCAGUCGACACAGCUGUUAAACAGCAGCAGCAGUGUGUUGCAACUGCAACAACAGCUGAAAAAGAGCACAACAGUCUCGUCCCUGUGGCGUGUCAUAGCUCUCUGCCUUCUCUACAAGAUAUGCUCCUACCCGACAUCGAAAUCGGCGAAGGAACGCUCGAUGAUGCAGAAUUUGAUGCCGGCAAGCUGGAAGAACUUGCCGAAAGCCUCCUUGCCGAUAUCACAGCAGACCUGGAGGCUAGCAAUCGAGAGGGCGAUGCGUCUGUUGCCGAAAUUGCAGGCGGAACAGAGCGAUUGUCUGGAUCAGUGGUGGGGACCACAACAGAGUGCCUGGAAUCCGGCCAACAUACAAGCCAAAAUGGCAGUGGCCUAACAACAGCAACAACAACAUCCACAUACAUGCCCUCUCUGCAAACACCGGAAUUGACCCUAGAAAAUAAAUUAGAAAAGGAAAUUUGUCAAUCAACCAGCGACGUCUCUUCUAUUACUACAACCACAUUAACAGCCCCAGAUGCUAUGGCCAGUACAGCCGCCCCCACUACCCUAACACCUGACACUGUGUAUGGUACAUAUGAUGCCAA